AUGUUGGAUCAAUUUUCUAAUAUAAUUAGUUGGCCUAAUAAAAGUCAAAUUGAUGAAAUUUUUUAUGGAUUUGAAUCUAUUUCUUCAUUUAACUCUUCUUUAAAAAAAGUAAUUAGAGCUGUUGAUGGUUUUCAUAUUUGUAUUUUACCUACAAUAAAAAAUUUUGAAAGAUAUAUUAAUCGUAAACCAGGUAGUGUUUAUGAUGCUCGUGUAUUUCAAAGAUCUUCUUUAUUUCAUGAAAUUCAAACAAAUAAACAAAGAUUUUUUCCUAAUAAUACUUAUAUUAUUAGAGAUUCAGCAUUUAUGUUAAGGUCUUGGCUAAUGACACUAAUUAAACAAUAUAAUAAUCGAAUACAAGAAGAGAGAAAUUAUAAUAAAAUUUAUUCUUCAACUCAUACUUUGAAUGAUAUAGUUACAAAUUUAGGUGGUGAUGAUAAUUAUUUUAAUGCAUACGAAUUAAAUGAUAGACAAAUAGAAAAUCUUAGAAAACAAAGAAGAUUAGAAAUAAUUCAAGAAUUGAGAUAA
This is a messenger RNA of Funneliformis geosporum, 525 nucleotides long. The record is from the annotation of a GenBank genome assembly. NCBI's taxonomy places the organism in Eukaryota, Fungi, Glomeromycota, Glomeromycetes, Glomerales, Glomeraceae.